This is a messenger RNA of Microcebus murinus (gray mouse lemur), 2346 nucleotides long. It is a transcript of the gene TMEM35B, whose product is annotated as transmembrane protein 35B. The record is from RefSeq and is a predicted model, not a curated record. NCBI's taxonomy places the organism in Eukaryota, Metazoa, Chordata, Mammalia, Primates, Cheirogaleidae.
GGCCCGGGGAGGAGGAAAUGAACCGGAGGCAGGGGCGGGUUUUCGGCGGGGCCGAGCCUGGGACGUCCCGCAGGGCGAGCGCGGCCAUGGCGCUCCUGCUCUCGGCUCUGCGCGUCCUGCUGGGCGGCUUCUUCGCGCUCACGGGGGCGGCCAAGCUCUCGGAGCAGCUCUCGGCUCCGGUGUCGGAGCAGAUGAAAGCCCUGUUCGUGCAGUUUGCCGAGGUGUUCCCGUUGAAGGCGUUCGGCUACCAGCCAGAUCCAGUGAGCUACCAAACAGCUGUGGGCUGGCUGGAACUGCUGGCUGGGUUGCUGCUGGUCACGGGCCCACCGAUGCUGCAAGAGAUCAGUAACUUUUUCUUGACCCUGCUCAUGAUGGGGGCUAUCUUCACCUUGGUGUCUCUGAAAGAGUCACUAAGCACCUGCAUCCCAGCCAUCGUCUGCCUGGGGUUCCUGCUGCUGCUGGAUAUCUGCCACCUCUUAGCCUAAACUAAGAGGGUGGUCAGACUCACUGUGAAGAAGACUCCAAGUGCCUUCAAGGAAUCAUGGGAAUAGAGAGUCUUUGCUCUUCAUGCCAUGCAGCUGUCACAGCAGGAACAGGGUAGAACACACGGAGUCUACCACCUUGUUACCAACACGUCCGGGGCCAUCCAGUACUGAAGGAGAUGUCUGCUGGGCCCUGCCUUUUCUCUUUAAACUUUACUGCUCUUUUUUGAGGGGUACAUGUUAUACACAUUAACAUUCCUUAUGUCUUAUGAAAAUUGGAAACAAGCAGAAAAGAAGUUUAAAUCAACCAAAAUUCUAAUGCUUCAAAAUAAUCACUUUUAAUGCCUUAAUAUAACUGCACCUCUCAACCUUUUUCUGUGCCUUUAUACAGACACAUUUUUUAAUUAAAAUGAGACCAUAUAUCCUACUUUAUUACCUAUUUUUUUAAACCUAAUAUACUGUAACACCAUUCCAUGUUUAGUUUGCCUCAUUGAUGUUACUGACUGCAUAGUAUUCAAUUGUAAGGAUGUAUUAUAGUAUAUUUGCUCAACCCUUCAUGAGGAACAUUUGGGUUCUUAAUUUUUUGCUGUUGUAAACCUCGUAGUAAAUCAGCUUUGCAUAGUUAACUUUCUCUAGAAGUCCAAAAGGCAGUCCUAAGGUUUUAAAUGCCUAUUUAAAAUUUAUAGUUUUGUGGGGUUUUUUUUUGUUGUUGUUACACAAAACAGCUGCGGUUCAUAAAAUUUAUAGGUUGAGUAUGGCAGAGUUUAAAAGUACCUGCUUCUGCCUGUUGCCUUCUGAGCCACAUGAGAGAUUUCUUCCCAUUCGUUUUUACCUCUCACACUUCUGAUUUGCAGAGCUAACAAACAGGGACAUUGAGUCAUUUUAUAGGACCUGAAGACACCAGCCUCUGGUGGUGAGUUGUCACCCUCAGUCCAGUGCUCCUUGACACCUACAUGGAAGUGGGGGACAGCCAACUCCAUGGGACACUGAAUGGUACAGCAGGGCCCACAGCCUGGGAGGAACCCUAAAGGUCCUUGGGGCUCGGAAAGGUGCACAUGAGUGCCAGUUCUUGAGGGAAAGUGGACAACAUGUUAGGGCACCUGCUAUCAUGUCACCAAUCAUCUUCACCUUAGCCCAGUGGGGGCCUUUUGGGAAGUGAUGUCUCUCCUAUGAAGGAAAAUAGUGGACAAGAAUUCUUUUAUUUAUGCAAAUAUUAUGCAAAUAUUCUAGCCACCAGCCUACAAAUUAUUUUGCGGGUAGGGACAGUGACUUUGGGGAGCCCACAGGAGUGAACAAGGUCGAUGUAUAUUACCCCAUUUCAUGCUCACCACAGAAUGCUAAUUGCUGCUCUUUCACUGACUAGCAUGAAACCCUGGCAAGUUGAUGCCCUUAGUUGGAUUUUUUCUUUCUUGUGUCAAAGCACAGUGAUGUGAUCAACCUACAGCAGGAAUAGAUAUGAAGAAACAUUUUCUCUUACAUAAGAUGUCCAGAGAUAACAUAGCUUUGGUUUCAAUGUUGGCUGUUUAAGAUGAAUAUCAGGCAUCAACAUUCUUUUAGCUUUCUGCUCUGCUGCUCUCAGUUUAUCGGCUACUGCCCUCAGAGCUGCAAAAUAGCUGCAGCAGCUCCAGACAGCACAUUUGCACCUAACAUCCAAAGGUGAAGAGAGGAAAGUUGGUUGAAUUUCCCGUUACAUCUCACUGACCAGAAUUAUGUCAUAUUUCCAUUACUAGAUCAAUCACUGGCAAGGAUUCCUAUGAUGGACUUAGGGUAGUUAAGAUUUACCUACACGGGUCAGCAAGGAAGAAGGAGAGGGUAGAUAAUGGUUUCUGUCACUAGCUAGCUUAUUUGCAAGAUAUGGAUAAUA